Cuscuta campestris is the source of this 608-nucleotide messenger RNA. Lineage: Eukaryota; Viridiplantae; Streptophyta; Magnoliopsida; Solanales; Convolvulaceae. The record is from the annotation of a GenBank genome assembly.
CUCUGCUUGUUUGAAUUACUCUCUUUACCUAGUCUACUAUAGGACCAGGAGAGGAUAAAGACCAAAACACAAAAGGAAUUCUAUUCCUACAAGGAAACAAAUCACUAAAUAUGAACAAGGAAACAAAUCAAGAGCAAUCCCACUUAGAAUGGGAUUUGCUCUCCUUCUUGCCGUGUGGUCCAAGGAGCACCGCCCAACACCCCCCCUCAAGCUGGAGCAUGCGGAUUCUGGAUGCCCAGUUUGGACAGCAAAUGGGAAAAUGGAGCGGAAGCCAAAGCCUUUGUAAAGAGAUCUGCCGGUUGUUCAUUGGUGGAGAUGUGGCGAGUACACAAAANUCUUCAUCAUCGUACUCAUCAUGGCCUAAAAAUUGUUGGGGUCCAAGGGAGGCCUAGUGCCGGAUGUUUUGUCAAACUGAAGAAUGGUGAGCUGAUGUCACCAAGCAAUCUCAUCCCCCAGGUGCGGACAAUUUCAUUGGGUCUCUGAGUUGAGCUGGGAAUGGAAACCCUGGCCCGAUGGUUGGUGCUUGCCUCAUGGGGAUCUUGAGACCUUCUCCGUCCGUGGUUCGUCGUUGCGAGAUGCGGUUGCGGAAAUUAACGGUGGUAGGGUUG